Arabidopsis thaliana (thale cress) is the source of this 1971-nucleotide messenger RNA. RefSeq names its product 2-oxoglutarate (2OG) and Fe(II)-dependent oxygenase superfamily protein. NCBI's taxonomy places the organism in Eukaryota, Viridiplantae, Streptophyta, Magnoliopsida, Brassicales, Brassicaceae. The coding region runs from base 48 to 1697 and encodes 549 amino acids. The transcript has 14 exons. Gene Ontology annotation, cellular component: nucleus. The record is from RefSeq and is marked reviewed.
UGACUAUUGGAGUUUCGAGUUUGACAAAAAGUUCCGGAGGGUAAAAUAUGCCGACGGGAUGCGAGUUUCCGAUGAUCAAAACCUUCGAGAAUGCUCUUACUGCCGCCGACUUCGAGUCUACCGUCGAGCUCACCAACUUCCCAGCAGUUUUUCGGGGAUGUGCUAGUGUCUGGGAUGCGUAUUCUAAGUGGAAUCCAUUCAACAGUGGCCUCGAUUAUCUGGAGGAACGUGCAGGUUCAGUUGAAGUGGAGGCAAUGCUUUCGAGGACGGCUCCAGUUUUCAAUGGUGAUAUCAGAAGCCAUGAGAGGGUGUCAUUGCCUUUCUCGGAUUUUAUCAGAUUCUGCAAGCAGCAUAUGAGAGGCAAAGGGAAUGGUUCUGGUGUUGAUGCUAAGUCUGCAGAUUUAAAUCCUAUGUGUGAGGACUAUAGACCUGGACAAAUAUACCUAGCACAGUUUCCAAUUCUGAAUGAUGAGAAAGAAGAGAAGGUUCUACUUAAGAUUCUGAGACAAGAUAUCCAGACGCCCACAUUUUUAGACGCAAAGUCACUUUCUUCUAUCAACUUUUGGAUGAAUUCUGCAGAAGCUCGAUCAAGUACCCACUAUGAUCCACAUCAUAACCUUCUAUGCGUAGUCUCAGGGCGUAAAAAAGUUGUAUUGUGGCCCCCUUCCGCCAGUCCCUCGCUCUACCCGAUGCCUAUAUACGGAGAAGCAUCAAACCAUAGUUCGGUUGGUCUAGAAAAUCCAAAUUUAUCAGAUUAUCCAAGAGCAGAGCAUUCACUGAAGCAGUCACAGGAGAUUACUCUUAACGCUGGUGAUGCAGUAUUCAUUCCUGAAGGUUGGUUCCAUCAGGUGGAUAGUGAUGAACUGACUGUUGCUGUCAACUUUUGGUGGCAAUCAAACUAUAUGUCUAACAUGCCUGAACACAUGGAUUCGUAUUAUCUGCGUCGAAUCACAAGAAGCCUGUUAGUCUCGAAGCCUUCUUCAACUGAUUUAAGGCACCUGUCUGAGCAUAUUGACCAAUCUCGCAUUGAGAUGGCAGAAGGUGGGAAUGAUAAUAUAGGCAAUGAAAGCAUUAAAAAGGGCCUCAGCACAUUGCAUGAAAAAGCGUCGCUGCACGAUCUAGAUCCUUCUGCUUCCCAGGCGCUUCAUGAUCUUAUUUCUUUAGUCCAUGACCACGUUAAUGCUGUUGAUACAAGUAAGGGACUCCAACACACUUCACCCAGUUGUUCAGAGGGCGGCGAAAAAAGCAAGUUCCUGGUGAAUGCAAUGUCUUGUUUAGAAGAUGAUCGCGUUGCCCAUUUGCUUUGGAAUCUUGAAGCCUCUAGACUUCGGGAUGUUCUCCUUGCAAUGGCACUGGAGUUAAGUUACCUAAAACUAUUGGUCAAAAUGGAGAUUUUCGUUUUAGUUUUACAUAAGAUUUUUGAAACUUUAGAAGCAUUAAUACUCCACAUGCUCUCACCCAUUGCUGCGGAAGUUCUAACACAGAAGUUUGAUGAGAUUGACCAACAGACUGGUGAAGAAGAUAGGACCCAGUUCUUUCGGGAAUUUUAUAGUGCAUUCGAUGAUGAAGCAGCUGCGAUGGAUAUAAUUUUAAGUAGGAAAGAGGCUUUUGCAUUUCAGGUAUGUUCUCUAGCAUCACUUUGUCGACUGAGAACCUACCAUAAACUCAAAGGAGAGAAAUUUUCGGCAUCAUACUGAUAUCUGCGUAAACCUGGUUACAUAAAUCUCUAGCAUCUCUUUGUUGAGUGUGAACCAACGUAAGAUGGAAGGAGAUAAAUGUUUUGGCAUUAGGCUGAUACUUGCAUAUAAUCAGUUACAUGAAUCAACAUUGUUAACUCGGAAUUCUCCUUACCCGAGAACUUUAUCUGACUAGCUGAUGCAGAAAAAACUUAUGACCAAAGUCUUUGAAAAUCCCCAUGGACAUAAAUUUUUAAUUACAUUUGUUAUACAGGCAUUUAAGAAUGUACUAGAC